AUGGCGGAAGACGGCGGACGACGGCGAGAACGGAGACGGACAGACGGUGCGAAAUUCGCUUUAAGAAGCCAUAGCCACCGCCACGGAGACCGCAAAAUCGAAGAAGCAGGAGAUCCAAGCAAGGGUGUAGACUCAAUCAGCUCUCUACCUGAUGUGAUCCUCCAAAGUAUACUCUCGUCUCUUCCGACCAGCAUGGCCAUCAGAACUUCCAUCUUGUCCAAACGAUGGAGGCAUGUUUGGUCCGAUACACCUUCCCUAUCCUUCGAUUUCACACUUCAUAGGCCGGAAGCUGAUUCGAUAAACAAAACCCUAGAUCGCUACACGGCUCGCAAGAUGAUGAGUUUCCGGCUCUGUGCCAACACGAGCUGCUAUACUCCUCACAUUGACAGAUGGAUCGAGUUCGCCAUGUCCCGAAACAUGGAGAAUAUGUCGCUGCAAUUCCGUAAUCAUGGUGGCGAUAAGUAUCAUGUUCCCGAUUUCUUCUACAUCAAUAACUCUGUGAAGCAACUCAGUGUUCAUUUAAUGUUUUAUGGUUUGAGAAUUCCCAGUUGUUCCGUGUUUUGGACAUCUCUGAAGAAGCUGUCCUUGCAUGUCUCUGACGAGGGCAUUGAUAAGAUUCUAUCUGGCUGUCCGAUUCUCGAGAGCUUAAAGCUGUAUUUCUGCAAUGAACUUAGGGUUCUUGAUGUCAGGAAAUCGCAGCGUCUUAGAACAUUAGAAAUAUCCUGCAGCCAUUGGGUUCCGGGUCCGACGCAGAUUGUUGCGCCGCAAAUCCAUUGCCUCAGAUUGAAAAACUAUCUGUUACCAUGUACUUUUGUUGAUGUCUCGUCGUUAACCGAAGCUAGUCUAGAUUUAUGCUUUUUCUCAACUGAAAAACUGACAGCUGAUUUUCUGCAAGACAUGUUUCUAAAGAUGCUAGUUAAGUUGCAGAAUGUAGAUAAGCUGACUUUCGGGGCGAGCUUUCUUAAGGUUUUAUCUAUUGCCGAGCUCCGUGGUGUUCCUUUUCCGAGCUUCAAGGUCAAAGAUUUGACGUUUGAUGCAUUAGUCUCUCAAUAUGUAACUCCAGGCUUAGUAAGGUUGUUACAAAACUCACCUGAACUGAAGAAGUUAACAGUACGCACAAUGGAUUCCAGCACCAUACAAGAGGCAUAUAUCCACGACUACUUGAAUUCGCAAGGCUUAAAUCUGGAUCAAAGCUGGAGCUCGGAAGCGAGGGUCAUCGAGAACGUUUGGAAUGUAGAGUCGAAGCACGUGGCUUUGUUCAUGGAGCUCAUGCUUAAAAGCACAAAGACAUUAGAGAAGAUGGUCGUAAUGUUGAAAGGUUAUAUUGCAAGAAGAAAAUUUGAAGAGUUACUUGAGAUGGUUCCAAUGCUCUCUCACAACAACAACAAUGUCUCCAUUUGCUUAGCAACUGAACCAAAUAUAAUAUGA
This is a messenger RNA of Thlaspi arvense, 1428 nucleotides long. Lineage: Eukaryota; Viridiplantae; Streptophyta; Magnoliopsida; Brassicales; Brassicaceae. The record is from the annotation of a GenBank genome assembly.